Messenger RNA from Naegleria lovaniensis, 942 nucleotides. RefSeq lists its product as uncharacterized. Lineage: Eukaryota; Heterolobosea; Eutetramitea; Acrasida; Naegleriidae. Gene Ontology annotation, biological process: cyclic threonylcarbamoyladenosine biosynthetic process. The coding region runs from base 1 to 942 and encodes 313 amino acids. The record is from RefSeq and is a predicted model, not a curated record. Gene Ontology annotation, molecular function: ubiquitin-like modifier activating enzyme activity; tRNA threonylcarbamoyladenosine dehydratase activity. The transcript is spliced from 2 exons.
AUGUCACACACACAAACUGUUUCUUCCGCACCUUCUAUUGUUUCCUUCUCUUCUUCCGAAGCCUUUUGCAGAAACAUUGGUCUCUUAACUUUGGAAGAACAAAAUCGAGUAAAACAAGCAUGUGUGGCCAUUGCCGGGUGUGGAGGCGCAGGAGGAGGAUACGCUACAGCAUUGGCACGUGCUGGAUUUGGUUCAUUCGUAUUGGCAGAUCAUGACCUCUUUGAAGUGGUCAAUUUUAAUCGACAAUAUGGAGCUACUAUACAUAGUGUUGGGAAAAAUAAGGCGGAGGUCAUGCAAGAAAUUGUCUUGUCCAUUAAUCCCGAAGCAAGUGUGAAAACAUUUAAAGCAGCUAUUGAUGAAAGUAAUAUUGAGCAGUUUUUGGAAGGUGUGACUGUCGUGAUGGAUGCUUUGGAUUUUUUUGCACCUCAAUCCCGAAGAUUGUUAUAUAAAUAUGCUCAUAAGAAGGGAAUUCCAGUAUUCACAGCUGCACCAGCUGGUUGGUCGUGCGCAUGGCAGAUCUUUCUUCCCACUGGUCCAACAUUGGAAGAAUUUUGUGGAUUCACGGAUGACAUGAGUGAGGAAGAAGUGCUGAUUAGACACAUCGUCGCAACUGCUCCUGCUGGAUUGCAUUUAAAGUAUAUGAAGCCUUCCAAGAAAAUAGAUUUUAGCGUGCAUGCUGUUCCUUCCUUAGGCCCUGUGCUAACUAUGGCUCAUGGUAUUUUAGCUUGUGAAGCGUUAAAUUAUGUGACACAAAAGAGACCAGUGAAAGGCAUUCCUUACUAUGCACAAUUUGAUGUCAUGACACACAAAUUUAAAACAGGAUAUUUAAGGUGGGGCAAUAAGAGUCCAAUCCAAAAAAUUAAAAUUUGGUUUGUGAAAAGGUUAGUGGAAAAGGGAAAGAAGAUGAGAGAAGAGGAAGAAAAGAAGCAACAACAUAAUUAG